CAGGAGGGGGAAGAGGAGGAAGGAACGAACCAAACAAAAUGGCGGCGGCCGGGGCGGACGAGAAGGGGGACUGAGCCGGGGCUGCUGGGGCACGGGGCACUGCCGACAACGGAAGGGGCUUGAGGACUGGGGGAAGCGGCCGGCGCGGCCCACCUGAGGCGCACGCUUGGCUUUCUGGGGAGGCGCCGCUUCUCGAACUAUCCCCCUUCGUUGACACCUGCACCCUGGCCGAGGCUUAUUUGUGUGGAGGGGGGUCUGCGUGGGUCGCUCUUUCCCUUUGCCUUCUGGCCGAAAGCUUUCGAUCCCCCCCCCCCCCCAAUUUCGCGAGCCUGUUGUGGGGCAGGACUGCCUCCCCUUUUGAAAGGGGGGUAAGUCUAUGUAGGGGGCUCUGCCCCAUCUGUGGCUAGCCCUUGGAAGCUGCCCUCUUCCCCUCCCCACCUUCCAGAUUGCCGCCACCCUGUGAGGUAGGCACUCCCCCACCCUUCCCCUCUUGGGCAAAGUUUUUCUUCUUGCCACGCUAUCCCAUUUCAUAGGUUGGUUGUAGUUUUCUCCUCACUGAAGUAUUCCUUCUACUCAGUCAUAAACCUUUUGAGGUAGGUCUCCCCCCUCCCACACACACGCACACUUUGAACCCUCUGGCAAAGCUGCUCCCCCCCCCCCCCCCCCGGCAUCCUCCCAUUUAAAGCAAGGAGCCUUAUCACUCCCCCGGUUUGUCCAUCUCUCCAGGUUGGGGUGCUUUGAGCCUCCUUAUCGGCUGUGCCUUCUCAGAGUGGAAGUUGAUUCGUCCCCCAAAGUUGAAUUUUUGUGUGCUGGACUGUCAUCAGAACCUGCUUUUGAAAGGGGACUUGAGGAACACUUCUCUCCUGCUUCUUCAAAACCUCAGGAUGUCAGAGAACCAAGCCAACCAGCACCAGCAUCCCAUGAACAAUGCUGCAGGAGGUCUUCCUGCGGGGAACCGAGGGAUCCGCAACCUCAACCAGAACCCCCUCAUCAACGUCCGUGAUCGCCUCUUCCACGCGCUUUUCUUCAAGAUGGCUGUCACUUAUGCCCGUCUCUUCCCAUCAUCGUUCCGUCGCAUUUUUGAGUUUUUUGUGCUCCUGAAGGCCCUCUUUGUGCUCUUCAUCCUGGCCUACAUCCACAUCGCCUUCUCCCGCUCGCCCAUCAACUGCCUGGAGCACGUGCGGGACAAGUGGCCGCGCGACGGCAUCCUGCGGGUUGAGAUCCAGCGCAACUCCAGCCGCGCCCCCAUCUUCCUCCAGUUCUGCGACAACGACCGGUACCCGGGCAUGGUUGUCGAGACGCCUGCGAUGGAGGAGGAGGAGGAGGAGGAAGAGGAGCUGUCCGUGGAGAUGUUUGAAAACAGCUCGGUCAAGUUCGACCUGGCCGUCGAGCCCAACAUUUUUGCCAAGCCUUCUCGGCUGAGUGGCGCCAAGGUGCUGUCCCCCAACGAAAGCCAGGAGUUCUCCUUCAGUGGCGAGCCGGCGGCUUCUAAAGGUAUGCAGCCUCUCAGUGAGCCUGUGUCCAGCUUAGAGAUGCUAGCCAAAGCAGUCUGGCCACAGGACGAGUACAUUGUGGAGUAUUCCUUUGAGUACGGGUUCCUGCGCUUAUCACAGAGCACCCGCCAGCGCCUCAGCAUCCCCGUCAUGGUGGUCACACUGGAUCCCACCCGGGACCAGUGCUUUGGGGACAGGUUCAGUCGUUUUUUGCUGGAUGAGUUCCUCGGUUACGACGACAUCCUCAUGUCCAGCGUGAAGGCCUUGGCCGAAAACGAGGAAAACAAAGGGUUCCUUCGCAACGUGGUGUCCGGCGAACACUACCGCUUCAUCAGCAUGUGGAUGGCCAGAACGUCGUACCUGGCGGCCUUCGUCAUCAUGGUGAUCUUUACGCUCUCUGUCUCCAUGUUGCUGCGAUACUCACAUCACCAGAUCUUCAUCUUUAUCGUGGACCUGCUGCAGAUGCUGGAAAUGAACAUGACGAUCGCUUUCCCCGCGGCCCCCUUGCUGACAGUCAUCUUGGCUUUAGUAGGCAUGGAAGCGAUCAUGUCCGAGUUCUUCAACGACACCACCACGGCCUUCUACAUCAUCCUCAUCGUCUGGCUGGCCGACCAGUACGACGCCAUCUGCUGCCACACCCACACCAGCAAGCGGCACUGGCUGAGGUUCUUCUACUUGUACCACUUCGCCUUCUACGCCUACCAUUACCGCUUCAACGGGCAGUACAGCAGCUUGGCCCUGGUCACCUCGUGGCUUUUCAUUCAGCAUUCCAUGAUCUACUUCUUCCACCACUACGAGCUGCCGGCCAUCCUGCAUCAGAUCCGGAUCCAAGAGCUGCUCCUCCACAACCAGCAGUUCGGGGCCCAAAGUGCCCUUCAGGACAACCUCAACAACAACACGACCCUUCGCCCCACCAGCCAGGCUGGCCGGGAGCCCCACGCGGAUGCUGACGGGGACGAUGGCUCCGAGGAUGAAACGGCCGCGAUCGUCGCCGCCGCCACCGUCGCCGCCGUCAACUCCCUGUCGACUGACUUGAGCUGGGUGGCCGAUACGGCGGCUGUGAUCACAGAGGCCACCUUCCUGUCCAACUUGGGUGGCUCCUUUGUGGACCCAGACAUCGCCCUGCAAGUGGCGAAUACCCGGGGCCCAGAGAACCUGGUGGACCCUUUCGGUUCGUUCACCCGAAGCUCGAUCAGCGGGCAGGUUGCCCCGUCUCCUCCGAGCCCCUCGGGGGCCACUUGCACUUCUCAGCGUCUUGCGACAGAUACCGUGUUGUCUUCUGCCGCCGCCCCGCUUCAACCUGCACCUGGGGCUGCCCCAGAGCUCUCGGGGGGCUCGGCUAGCCCAGCCACACCAAACAGAGACUGCCCUGUGCCAGGCUUCGCCGGGGGAGGACCCCCGCGUCCAUCCCCUGAGGAGGAGCUGCCAGAGACGGGCCCCUGCGCAGUGUCCCCGGACAGUAUGACUGCCCCCGAGCCUGAGUUCCGCUGCAUCUCCUGAGCGCCCUCCCUGCCACAGGCCCGGCCUUUCCAUUCUCAUCCGUUGGUCUUUCCCCGUGCACUCAUAAUUCCUCCUCCAGGUGAGAGGCCCUAGGCCAGGUGUGAGGGUGCUCCCUCUCCCACAAGCCCAGGAGUCAAAAAGUGAAUAAAAAGAGGGGCUGCCCCACUAAAGUCCCAGUUCCGGUUCCUCCCCCUUGUGGCUUCGGCACCUUUCCCCACGUGGCACAGUGAGGCCCAUCUGCCCCUUGGGAAUCAUGGGAUUCCCGUGAUACUGGCUGGAGAAGUUGGCCUAGUUUUGACAGGGACGCUUAUCGCUUCGCUUAGUUCCCUCAGGAAAGAAUCUUCCAGGGAGGCCAGAAAAUACAGAGUGGUGAACUGCUUGGGAUGAAGGCUGGGCCACUGGGAAAACAAGCCGGCCCGCGAGUUUAUUAACUCAUGCCCCCCGGCUCUGCUCCUUUUAGCGGCCUGGGGGACUCCCAUGCUGGCUGCUUAAGAAGGCCACCCUGUGGCCUUCGACCGUGCGGGCUGUGUCUACUUCUGUAGACGUGGCCUCUCCCACAGCAAAAUGUGAACAAAGCCUCUUUCUUUGAAAGGGAGAGGCAGGGAGUUCCUCAGUCCUGUGCCAUGGCUGGAAAGAAGCGCUGUUGGUUUUUCUCUUGUGGAGCUGACCCUCUUCGGCCACUGGCCGUGUCCCCAGAACCCCAGGGACAGGUCGCACGCGGCUUUUGCUCCAGAACAAGGUCCUGCAUGGAAAUGAUACCAGGAGAGGCAAUGUGUGCCAUUGCUGGCUGAUCUGGGAGCACUGGCCGCUCUCCUGUUUUCACUCCAGUGCUGGCAAAUGCUUUGAGAUGGGAGCGAUCGGCCUGUAUUGGAAGGGAAUGAAGCCAAGGGGCCAUUAGCUUCCGCAGAAUUUUAAGCUGCCUUGAAAGCGAAGUUUUUCCCGGUGUUGCCAAGUCAUCUCCUGAACUCCUGCAUAGCUCUUUGCUUUCGCCCUUGCCCAGGUGAUUUCCCAUCCACCCCCCCCCCCCAGCCCUAUUUUCAGUUUUUGCUGCACAGUGGCUUGGAAUAUUUUUUCUGCAGCCCCAGUGCCUUUUUAUCAGAGGGACACCUUUUAGCUGUGUUUUGAAGGUUUCUUAAUCUGCUUUCUGGAAACAAAGAAUAGAAGGGGACGCCCAACCCUAACCCCCACAGAUCAGGGGCAGCGGUACGCAGCAUCGUAACUGGUUUUAGCCGGGCAACAGCAUUUGCCCUGAAACCGGGGCACUGGAGUGCUUUGUGGGCUUGUGAAAACGGGAUGGGUUUGAGCCAUGUGAAUUCCUGGAAUCUUCUCUUGCCUUCAUGGGAGGAGAGACAGAAUGCAGUGCCAGGGAUAAUUUUAAAAAGCAUUAGCUCCUACCCAAUGGGAAGCUCUCUUCAGAGAUGGGUGCACGUGCCCGGAAUUGCUCUUUUCGGCAAGGAAUGCCGUAAACUGUGUGCUCGCGAAGCGCUGGCAUGUGUGGGAGGCGGGGAUGCUUGCAGCAUGGAACAGAUUCAUUCUAAGCCGGCUAGACGGCAACCGUCGCAGCCUGUUGCUUUCGGUUUUCGAAGAAUAACCGUUGGCUAACUGGGUCGUCUUGCAGGCCGGAAGGGGCGGCAAGGCUGGAGAUGCGCGCUUUGCCCUCCUAGGCGGGGCGGUGGCACGAGCCAUUUGGGGGCAAUGGAUUGGCGCGAUCUUGGACCAUGCACUGCUUCCUGCCCUGCCCUGCCCUGUCCUGCCGCCCGGUUUGGCUACUGGGGGCUUUCAGGGUUAGGGUUGUUGGGGGCAAGGAGAGGGUAUCCAACCAAAUCACACUAAGAAUGAGAGUAGGAUUCAUUCUAUUUAAUGUACAAAAUAUUUUUAUGUAUAUAUAUUAUAUAUAUAUAUAAUAAAUGCUAUAUCUAACAGCGU
Varanus komodoensis (Komodo dragon) is the source of this 4919-nucleotide messenger RNA. RefSeq names its product transmembrane protein 259 (gene TMEM259). Gene Ontology annotation, cellular component: endoplasmic reticulum. NCBI's taxonomy places the organism in Eukaryota, Metazoa, Chordata, Lepidosauria, Squamata, Varanidae. Gene Ontology annotation, biological process: positive regulation of ERAD pathway; response to endoplasmic reticulum stress. The transcript is spliced from 12 exons. Bases 885 to 2993 code for a protein of 702 amino acids. The record is from RefSeq and is a predicted model, not a curated record.